This is a messenger RNA of Nezara viridula (southern green stink bug), 465 nucleotides long. The record is from the annotation of a GenBank genome assembly. Lineage: Eukaryota; Metazoa; Arthropoda; Insecta; Hemiptera; Pentatomidae.
AUGAUUUGCCAUUCCAUUACUCCACACUGGUUCCACAGCACAACGGCCAUCCUCGCCAACUCCCUCCCCUCCCCCAUCCUUAGACCACAGCUGACUGAGAGAGCCGACGCCGACGGAUCACGACCCCGGAGGACUCCCCGGGUAGUGAGCCAGCUCUAUAAUAGUCUUCAGGAUUUAACUCCUCGCAGGGCUUUAAUUCCUCCCAGGGCGGCCAUUAUCCCAGGCCGAAGGGAUAGAGUCAUCCUUGGCCGUCCUCUGCGGAAUGGCCCCUCCGAGGGCACUGCGCGGGGAGAGCGGGAGGGCAGGAGAGGAGGGUCUGUUAUGAUAACCAACAGAGGUACCCCAUAUCUUGACGGUGGUCAAAGGUUAGCCACAGAUGAGGGAAAUAAGAUUAGGACAGGGAAGAAACACACGUACCACCGAAAUCGAAACAGGAAACGUCCACCGCCACUGCUACACCGUUAA